ACGCCAGUUAUUCUGGCCACACAUACUUCACUUUGGAACGACAAAUACGAUAUACCAUACCAUCAGGACAACUUCAUUUUUCGACUUUGGUUGUUACAAUGCCUUUCAAAGGGCUGGCCUCAUGGGCAUUGCUGAUGGGAGUGGUUGCCAUGGCGGAGGCGGACCCUAACACAGAACCAGAGACGUUUUCCCUGAUUGUCUCUGAGGGUCCGAUCUCUGCUCUAUUGGGAUCCUCCAUCACCCUUCCCUGUUCGGUUGACCCACAAUUCAGUGUGGUGUCACUGAAGACAACUUGGUACCGACCCACUAAGCUAAACACCCCCAUCCUGCAAUAUGAGAACCAAAAAGUCCAAACGGAUCCAUCGGAUGCCCAGUACAGGGGUAGAGUGUCUCUGGUAGGCCAGCUGAACCAGGGCAGCGUGUCCAUGAGGCUGGAUAAUCUCACACUGGCAGACAGAGGAGAGUAUGUGUGCUACGUCCAGAGUAACGUGUGGUAUGAAGAGGCUACCAUGUCUUUAGUUGUAGAAGUGCCACAAACAUUUUCCCUGACUGUUCCUGAGGGUCCGAUCUCCGCUCCAUUGGGAUCCUUCAUCACUCUGCCCUGUUCAGUCUCUCCACUAUUCAGCGUGGUGCCAUUUGCAGUGCGUUGGUAUCGGCUGAAUCAACCAGACAAACCGCUGCUGACUUAUCAAAACAAACAGAUGCAACAGGACCCAGCUGAUGCCCAGUACAGGGGUAGAGUGUCUCUGGUAGGCCCGCUGGACCAGGGGGACGUGUCCAUGAGGCUGGAGAAGCUCACUUUGGCAGACAGAGGGGUGUAUGUGUGCUACGUGGGGAAUGAAGGGGGAUACGAAGAGGCCAGAGUGUCUGUAGAUGUUGAAGAUGAGCAGGGUUUGGUACAAGUGAGUUCCUGGCUGCUGCAUUCUCCAUCUGAGUCAGAGUCACUCUCCUGCUCGGUGGGUCUAUCUGAUCAGGAGAGAAGAGUGGGAAGGAUCGUGCCAUACAUCUGCAUAUCACACCAAGAAAGGACAGUUCAAGUUAUCCAGUACAAAAGUUAA
Engraulis encrasicolus (European anchovy) is the source of this 1058-nucleotide messenger RNA. RefSeq names its product cell surface A33 antigen-like. Bases 99 to 1058 code for a protein of 319 amino acids. Gene Ontology annotation, cellular component: external side of plasma membrane. NCBI's taxonomy places the organism in Eukaryota, Metazoa, Chordata, Actinopteri, Clupeiformes, Engraulidae. The transcript has 6 exons. Gene Ontology annotation, molecular function: signaling receptor binding. Gene Ontology annotation, biological process: regulation of cytokine production; T cell receptor signaling pathway. The record is from RefSeq and is a predicted model, not a curated record.